CGGAGCUGACUAAACCUCAAGUCAUGUUACACACUGAUGUGAAGUGUGUAUUUAAUUACAAUUGAGUUUAAUCCCGCAAUAACAGUGUGUUUAUCAUAUUACGUUUACGUUGUUGAAGUACAACAUCUACAGCAACAGUUGUGAAAAUUGCCUCGUUGGUAAACUUUACUUGGAAAAAAAACAAGAGAAAGACUACAAUGUUCACCCUCAGUGUUUGCAUAAAGGACUUUAAAGGGAACAGCCCCCUGAUUAAAGAAUUCACAUAUUGUUUAAACUACAUCUACGGCCAUAGACUCAGUGAUUGUGAUCUUGUACCCAAGAUGAUGAUACCAAAUUGAGUUUAUAUUCCAGUACAAUCUGAACCGCAAUUCAAUCCUCAGUAUGGGGUAAUAACUUAAAGCCAAAUAAGUCAACAUUAUUGUCUAUGGAUCUGUGUGUACUGUAUCACAAUCUUAAUGAAACUGUUCCUUUUUUAUUCUUUGAUUUUCCAACUUUUGGUAAAAGUGGUCCAAAUUCCCAAAGCAUUAACUGAGUUGUCCAAGUGUAUACAUUUUCAUGUGAAUUCUGAUUAUCUACUCCAGUGACCUAAGGCAUGUUGCAUUGACUGUUUUAUGACAUACCACCCUAUGAACCAGAGUAGGUGUUAUUUAUUUCUGCCUGUUACCUUGAACAACUUAAACAUUUUUGUUUGCUCUCUUUAUCUCUAAGGCUUCCCCGGGACAGAGAUAUUUAUGGCAAAGCCAGACCACAAGACCACCCGGUGGAUAUUCUGACCUCCACAAAUGACCACCAACAUUAUUUCAUCAUCUGUCAUCAUGUCACCGCGAAAGAGAACCCUGGUCCCUGUAAGCAGCCGGCGGAAAGCUGUGGACGACUACUUCCCUUUCAACUUCCUGCCGGUAGAGUGCCAGCUGCACGUCUUGUCCUUUUUGAAUGAGGUAGAUAAAUGUAGCUGUGCCUUGGUUUGCUUGAGCUGGAGCUGCCUCGUCCGCUCCUGGAAGCUGUGGCGGGUGGCAGACUAUUCCCGUCGCGGUGUCUUCCAUCUGGGUCAGGAGGGACUGCUUGUCUCUAACCGUGAGUUUGAGAGGUGGAAGUCCUGGGUCCACCAUUACACUCAUCACCUCAUCUCCCGGCGAGCCAGCCUGCUCACACUAAAGGCCAGCUUUGACCUGGGGGAUCACUGCAACAAGUGGGGUGAGCUGCUGAGUCACCUGCUGGAUAAUGUCCACUGCAGAGACCUCAGCCACCUGGACCUUAACUGGACAUUCACUCUUCUCGAGCCACUGGACCUCAAUGUUCAUUCUGGCUCCAGUUCACACCAAGACAGCAUUACCAAGAUGGACCAGGUGACCAGCUUCCAGGAGCUGCUGACCAAACUCACCCACAGCUGCCCGCGCAUCUCCAAGAUGCGGUUACACUUCGACUGGUCGGAUAUGUCCAUGUCGCUGCUCACCCACUUCCAGCAGCUUCGAGUCCUCGAGCUCAAAUAUUUCUGGGUCUUUAAAGGAGUGACUCCCACGACGCUGCAGACCCUAACCAAAUCCCUGCCUAACCUGAAGUCUCUGACUUUACAAAUCCUAGUGCCGCUGAGGAACCUGGGCAUCUCGUACAUUCUGGAGUCUCAAUCUCUGGAGUUCCUGGACGUGUCGCCCAGCCGAGGCUUGGUCUUCUCCUGUCUGAAGCUACCUGCCCUGCGAGAGCUUCGAGCCAAGAAGAUCGUCCGCGGCAUCACCCUGGACCGGAGGACCAGGCUGAGGAUCCAGAGCCGCUGGCCCUGUCUGUACCACGUCCUCCGAGAGGGGACGCCCAAGCUCCAGGCCCUCAACAAUGAGAGGCUACUUCCCACGUGGAGAGAGGAGAGCUAUGUGGAGAUGUCAGCCAUCCUGGUGCAGUCCUGCUACUGUGUUCAGCAUCUAGACAGCUGGCUUUGGUAGAAACCUGCGUGACUGGAAAUGGGAGCACAUUCCUUCGGUGGACUUUAGCAAUAUGUUGCUUUUACACACACCAAGUGUCCCGAUUUGAAUGAACAUGUUUUUAGAGGGACACAUGCUUGCACAUAGUACAAAACAUUAGUCUUGAAAUGUAAUCAAAGGACUGCAAGUUUUCUUUUUAAUUCUUAAACAGGAAGCUGCUGUUACAGUUGGGAACACUUUCCCAAGACAAUAAAACGCAGCAAGUUAACUACUGUUUUAUUUAGUUUGCUCAUUAUCUCCGGGAAGCAAAGGCGCUUCAUGCUGAUUGCACUACGGAUGGGAAUUGAUACGAUUUCAUUGGUAUGAAUGCCAUUAUUGAUUCUGCUUAUCUGCCCAGUUCUUUAUAAUUCCCUUAUUGAUUCCUGAAAAAUGUUCUGUUUGGAAAAAAAACCAGCUAUAUUUCCCUGUCAGACACAUGUAACUCCUGCAUUAUUAUCCCAUGUUGCAUGGGAAGAUGUUUCAGCAUAUUGCUGGUGUUUCCACUUACCUGAAAUUAUAAUGUUACAGAUAUUAUAAGUAUCAGUGUUGUCAUCUUUCUUUGUGAAAUAAGGCCACACUUUGGACCCGUUCCUCUCAGCCAUGACUCCUUGAUAACCUCAGAAGCAUACCAUUUUGAUGGAUCGGACAAUUUGGAACCGGUUCUGGAUUCCACUCCUUAUGCACUGUGUUGUGUUGCCUGGAUUCAUUUCCCGCAGAAAUAACAACAUUAACUAUAACUCUACUCUAUGUAUUAUACAAAGAAGAACAGAUGGAUUGUAAUGCCUACUUAACGGUGUGGAGAUUGCCUUCCUAAACUAACUAAAAUACAAAAGUACGAUGUGAUGUUUUAUCUUCUGUCCUUUUUACCAUCAGCCCCCCUUGUUUUCUUCUGACAGCCGAGAAAUGGAAUCUGUGCUCUUGCAGUUAUCUUUCUAAUCAGCAGAGGUCCUUUUUGUCAAAGAUUUAGCCGUGGUGAUUUUUUACAAAGAGACUUAUGUUUACACAUGCACUCUUGUAACAAUUCUGAUCAGAUUCUGAUCAUUUCCCUCCAGUGCUUGUGCUCAUGUGUUGUACGAGGAGCAGAUGUGUGCUUGAGGGUAUGUAUGCUCUCCAGAAUAUCUCGAUGUAUAUGUGAGAUUUGGUUGAUAUGAUGAAUGUUUUGAAUGUAGAACAUUUCGCAAGAUUCUUGAUAAAGAACUGUAUUCGA
This is a messenger RNA of Cottoperca gobio, 3159 nucleotides long. RefSeq lists its product as uncharacterized. Gene Ontology annotation, cellular component: SCF ubiquitin ligase complex. The coding region runs from base 783 to 1934 and encodes 383 amino acids. Gene Ontology annotation, molecular function: protein binding. Gene Ontology annotation, biological process: protein polyubiquitination; SCF-dependent proteasomal ubiquitin-dependent protein catabolic process. The transcript is spliced from 2 exons. Lineage: Eukaryota; Metazoa; Chordata; Actinopteri; Perciformes; Bovichtidae. The record is from RefSeq and is a predicted model, not a curated record.